Molecule: messenger RNA, 1733 nt
Organism: Dioscorea cayenensis subsp. rotundata (Guinea yam)
Lineage: Eukaryota; Viridiplantae; Streptophyta; Magnoliopsida; Dioscoreales; Dioscoreaceae
Product: low-temperature-induced cysteine proteinase-like
Exons: 5
Coding region: 58-1458 (466 amino acids)
Cellular component (GO): lysosome
Molecular function (GO): cysteine-type endopeptidase activity
Source: RefSeq, a predicted model, not a curated record
AUAUAUAUAUAUAACCAUUGCUACUGAACACCAUCUUCAGCAAAACUGAUACAAGAAAUGGGUGGCUUUCAUAGGAUAUAUUCUUGCAUUCUUCUCCUCCUCUGUCUCUUAAAAACUGCCCCUGUAGGCUCAGUUCCUAGUGAAAAAUUCUCCAUCAUAGAGUACGACAAUGUUGCGGAGAAUGCAUUCGAGCUUUUUGAGAUGUGGAGCUCAAAGCAUGGCAAGGUUUAUCAUCAUCCAUCAGAGAAAGCCAUGAGGUUUGAGAAUUUUCAGAAGAACCUUGCUUAUGUGCUUGAAAGGAAUGCACAGAAGGAGCUGAUGCCGCUCGGUCACACAGUCGGGCUCAACGUAUUUGCUGACUUGAGCAAUGAGGAGUUCAGAGUGAAGUAUCUGAGCAAAAUGAAGCUUGCUGGGAAGAGAAAGAUGGCAGGAAUGGAGGGGAAGAAGGAAGAAUGUGACGCGCCAUACUCACUUGAUUGGAGGAAGAAAGGGGUAGUCACUGGAGUUAAAGAUCAGGGGCAGUGCGGGAGCUGUUGGGCGUUCUCUUCAACAGGGGCAAUGGAAGGCAUAAAUGCCAUAGCCACAGGGGACCUUCUCAGUCUUUCUGAGCAAGAGCUUGUGGACUGUGACACAACCAAUGACGGAUGUGAUGGCGGUUAUAUGGAUUAUGCAUUUGAAUGGGUCAUAAAGAAUGGAGGCAUUGACACAGAGCAUGACUACCCUUACACAGGCCAAGAUGGUUCUUGCAACACUGAGAAGGAAAACAUCAAAGCAGUAACGAUUGAUGGUUACCAAGAUGUUGCUCAGAAUGAAAAUGCCCUCCUGUGUGCAGUCGCCAAGCAGCCCAUCAGCGUGGGGAUUGAUGCGUCAUCGAUGGAUUUUCAGCUAUACACAGGAGGGAUUUAUGAUGGAGAAUGCUCAAGUGAUCCGGAUGAUAUUGAUCAUGCAGUUUUGAUAGUCGGGUAUGGUUCAGAAAAAAAUAUCGGUUACUGGAUUGUCAAGAAUUCAUGGGGUACUAGCUGGGGCAUGCAAGGGUACUUCUACAUUAGAAGAAAUACUGGACUACCUUAUGGUGCAUGUGGAAUUAAUGCGAUGGCUUCAUACCCGAUGAAGGAAUCCACCUCUCCAUCACCUUUUCCAUCUCCGGCAAUACCACCACCACCACCACCUCCUCCUCCUCCGAGCCCUAUGCCAAUCAAAUGUGGUGGACUAUCAUACUGCUCGGCAGGAGAGACUUGCUGUUGCAUUUAUCAAUGGAUGGACUUCUGCUUGCUAUAUGGUUGCUGUGCUUAUGAGAAUGCAGUCUGCUGUGCUGGGUCUAUUUACUGCUGUCCUCAAGAUUAUCCCAUUUGUGACAUUGAAGAUGGACUUUGCCUCCAGAAAAAUAGAGAUUUCAUAGGCAUCAAACCAAAGAAGGUAAAGCUAGCUAAGCACAAGCUACCAUGGGAAGCAAUUUGAAGCAGCCCAGCAUGCCAACCUCAUGUGGAAGAGCGAUGGACUUGAAGCCUUAUGCUGAACAUCAAAUUUCAGAAAGUCUACAAAUAACUUCUUAUUACUUUAAAAAAUUAUGUUAUAUAAUAUUUCAGACCAAGCUUUAUUACACAAUGUCAAUCACUUAGAAUCAGUAUUUAUGCAGUUUAUAUCAAUUAAAAGGCUUGAGAGUUUGGCACUUCUCCUGGUAGUCUCUGUAAUAGUUUCAAAUGUAGUUUACUUCUAGUUUAUUCAGAGCUCAA